UCACGGUUCUUGUUUCGAAUGACGGGUGCUAGCGCUGGUAGGAAGGCCGCGCGCAAAGAAGGAACCGACUAUCAGUAUAUUUCUGGAUAUCAAGGUCGCUCAUUUCCCUCAUCACCUCGCAAUACAGGAUUGUCCUCUCCCAUCCCCCUUACCCCCUUUCUCAGAGAGCAUGGCUCAGGAGACCAAUCAGACGCAGGUGCCAAUGCUUUGCACUAUGGGCUGCGGUUUCUAUGGUAAUCCCCGCACCAACGGCAUGUGCUCGGUCUGCUACAAGGAACACCUGCAGAGGCAACAGGGAGGGGGGCGAGCCAGCCCCCCAGGUGAGAAAGCUGCGACGUCGCCCGUCGGGUCUCCAGGAAGCUCGUCUGUAACCGUAGAGAGCGCUCCUGUACCUGCGACGGAAGGUUCCCCCCAGGCUGAAGAACGAACAUCCAGCUCGCCCAGUCCAGUAACUCAGCAGAUGACGGCGAUGAGCAUUUCCCAGGACGCUGGAGCCUCUGAGUCAGACAGAAACGAUGUAGAGGAAGAAGAGGAAGAGGGAUCGGCAAAAUCAACUGGACCCGUUGGGGAGACAUCGCAGGCUUCGUCUGACGGAGAUCAGACCCCCGACAAGAACAAGAAGAAGAAUCGCUGUUUUACUUGCAGGAAAAAAGUUGGCCUUACGGGCUUUGACUGUCGCUGUGGCAACCUGUUCUGCGCCAUUCACCGUUACUCUGACAAACACGACUGUCCCUACGACUACCGAGGUGCCGCCGCGGCCCGCAUCCGUAAGGAGAACCCCAUCGUGGUGGCGGAGAAGAUCCAGAAGUUAUGAGGAUCGAUUAGGACGACCUUCUCGGCGACGGCGACAACAGCAACAAAAAAAAGAUUGACCUGCAAAGUUUGGAACAAUGGCGAUGCUGAAUAACACCAUAUAAAAAUGGCUUCAUUUAUUCAUGAUAGGAUAAGA
Molecule: messenger RNA, 949 nt
Organism: Chanos chanos (milkfish)
Lineage: Eukaryota; Metazoa; Chordata; Actinopteri; Gonorynchiformes; Chanidae
Product: AN1-type zinc finger protein 5
Exons: 6
Coding region: 170-814 (214 amino acids)
Molecular function (GO): DNA binding; zinc ion binding
Source: RefSeq, a predicted model, not a curated record